Adineta steineri is the source of this 3132-nucleotide messenger RNA. Lineage: Eukaryota; Metazoa; Rotifera; Eurotatoria; Adinetida; Adinetidae. The record is from the annotation of a GenBank genome assembly.
AUGGGUAUUGAAAAUUUAAUUUCUGCAUGUCAUGAUAUUAUGAAAAGAACACAGGAAAUAAUAAAAUUAAAACAACAGGAACAACGAAUGUCUUUCAUAAAUUGUGAAUUAUGGUCAUUAAUAAGACUUGAUACUUUUAAUACAUUGACAGAUGCUGAUCGUGCUGUUUUAAAUCGUGCUCAUAUAUUUGAUCUAAUGACAAUUGUUUUUGAAGCAGCAUCAACAAGUAAAUCAAUAUCUCAACUUGUUCGUGUUUGGCGUGAAGCUUCUGAACAUAUCAAACAAAAUUCUGUAUCUACAUCUCUUAAUCAAUUUAAAAUAUCCUAUGAAAAUGCUUUUCGACAUUUAACUCAUGCACCGGAAAAUUCUAUUCUUCAAAUUACAGUUCAUGCAUCUCUAUUAAAUGGUUACAGUCGAAUGAAUUUACAAGAUUUAGGUGAAAAAUUAGGUAUUAGAAGAAGUCAAUUUGAUAUGGGUUCAAUUAGAGAUUCCACACAAAAUUUUCAAGAUUUAAUUAAAGUAUUACGUGAACAAAGAUUAAAACAAGAACGUGAACAACAAGCAGUUGACACUAAUAAAUUACCAUAUAGACCAAGAAAAAAACGUGGUCUAAAUGCGAAUGUUUCUGGUACAAAAUUUUCAGGUGUUCGUUUAGCUGCAGAUGUUUUUGGUUUUGCUAUAAGUUCUGAAACUGAUUUUACUUGUAAUCUUAUAUGGAAUGAUACAUUAAUAUCUAUGGAUAUUGUAUCGUCACUUAAACCUUAUCAAAAAAUCAAUCAUUUUCCAACGAUGAGUGAAAUUUCACGUAAAGAUUUAUUAGCCAGAAAUUUUGACAAAUUAUCACGUAUUCUACCAGAUGAAUAUAAUUAUACACCACGGACAUGGAUAUUACCAAAUGAAUAUAAUAUAUGGUAUUCAUAUGCAUCAAGUAAAUCGAAAAAAGAUCCACCUGCUUAUAUUCUUAAACCAAAUAAUGGUGCAAUGGGUCAUGGAAUUCAAGUUUGUUGUGAUUAUGAACGAAUUCAACCAAUGGAUAAUUAUAUUAUUCAAGAAUAUGUUCAAGAACCUUAUCUUCUUGAUGGUUUUAAAUUUGAUCUUCGAAUUUAUGCAUUAGUAACAUCAUGUGAUCCACUUCGUAUGUUUAUUUUUAAUAAUGGUCUUGUACGAAUGAGUACGGAAAAAUAUGAAGCACCUAGUCGAAAAAAUGCUUCUCAUCUUUAUAUGCAUUUAACAAAUUAUUCAGUAAAUAAAUAUAAUGUCGAUUACGAAGUAAGUAAAUCAAGUAAAAAUGCGGAAAAUACUGGAAGUAAACGUUCAUUAAAAUAUUUAUUUGAAUAUUUACGAACACGAAAUCAAGAUGCAACUAAACUAUGGAAAGAUAUACAAAAUAUCGUAAUAAAAACAGUAUUUCUUGCUCAACCACAUUUAUUUUCGGCUUAUCGAAUGUGUCGUCCCGGUGCCUCACCAUCAAGUGAAAGUGUUUGUUUUGAAUUACUUGGUUUUGAUAUAUUAAUUGAUAAAACAUUAAAACCAUGGGUACUUGAAGUUAAUCGUUGUCCAAGUUUUGGUACAAAUGAACAAAUUGAUUUUGAUAUAAAAAUGAAAUUAUUACUUGAUACAUUUGAAUUACUUCGUUUUCGUACAUCAGAUAGAAAAAAAAGUUUUGCAUCUGAAAAAGCUGAAGCACAACGUCGUUUAUAUACAAAUCAGGGUAAAACUAGUCGUUUAGUUGAUGAUACAACAACUUUACUUUCUACUGGAACUUAUGGAGAUCUUCGAAAUCGACAAAAAAAACUUACGGAUAUUAAAGAAAAAUUAUAUCUUCUUCAUCGUGAAACAGCUCGUGAAACAUUUGAAAAUCGUCAUUUAGGAGAUUUUAUACGUUUAUUUCCUGUUGAAGAUAGUAUUCGUAUGAAUGAAUUAAUGAGUUUAUUAACGAAAUGUUUUGAUGUAUUAUAUGUUAACAAAAAAGAUCUUUCAUGGAGUAAUAAAUAUUAUAAUCGAUAUAAAGAAGAUGAAUUAUUAGAUCAACUAGCUGAACUUGAAGAUCAGGAACAAAAUGAUAUGAAAAGAAAUUCUCGUUUAGCUUUUACAACAAAUAAUAAUCCUGUAAUAGAUCGUGCAUCUCCAUCGGCUAGUUUUGCAUCAGAAUUAAGUGAUAAUGAUGAGGAUGAAGAUAAUGAUAGCAAUGAACAUCGAUCAAAUACACCACCAACACUGUCUGAUUCAAUUAGUAAAACAUCAGCAUCAACACCUAUUGCGAAACCAAAUAAUUCUUUAAUAAAACGAUAUGCUUCACAAUCUCGUACAGAUUUUUCUUCGACAUCAAUAUCACCAUUAUUUCCACGAAAACAACGUCAAACACAAUUAAUUUCAACAAAUCUUCUUCCAUCUAAUACGAAAUCAACUGACAAAAAAUUAAGUUCAAAUUCAUCAAAUCAAAGUUCUGAUUUACCACUACGAUUAACAUCUAGAGCAGUAAAUAAUAAAUUUCAAACAAUUACAUAUACAACAAUUAUUCAAACACCAAGAAGACAAUCAAAUUUACGAUCAACAUCAAUGAAUUUACCUAAAGAAUUACAAUUAAGUGAUAGUGAAUUGACUCGUUUUUAUCAAUCAAUACUUGAACAAAUGCAUCAAUUAUGUAUUCGAUAUCCAAAUAAAACUGCUGAUGAAACACGACAAAUUUGUAAUGAAGUUAUUGAAAAUUGGAAAAAGUAUCGAACGUCAUUAGGACAAUUUUGGUUAGCAAAAUUAGAUACAAAAAAAAGACAAGCUAUUUUAAGAAUUGUUUGGAAUAAUGUACAACAAAUAAUCAAACAAAUAUGGACGAUUGAUGAAUCUGUUGAAAAUUUAUCAUUAAGUAAACAUUUUGCAAAAUUAGAACAACGUCUAUUAACAAAUAAUGGACAAUGUUUAUGGGAUAUUUGUCAAAAUAAACAGAAUUCAUGGUCUAUAUCAUUGCUUAUUAAUACACAUCGUUUAUCAACAGUUGAAUUAUCAUGUUGUACACGUUUUGUUGAAUUAUGUAAACAAGCUUUAUUUGUUGUCUAUCGUUAUUCAAUCGAUGAAAAUAAUGAAAAACAACGACAACAACAAACAGAAGGAGCAACAGUAGCAGUUGUUGGUUAA